GAUAUAUCGUCACUACAUCAAGGCUGACUGAAAUAGGCAGAUCGGACGUGAAACUGUCACAAGUCGAUCCCAGACUCGGCCAAUUUCGACGGGGAUACUAUCAGAUCGUCCGCCAGCAACGAAUCCGGUAUGGUCGUUUUUCCGGACUCGUCGACUGAGCCGACGCUGUUGAACGUAACCGAUAUAAAGUUAAACAACCGCGAGGACCGCGAUGAGCAAUUAGAAAACAGAUCGGACGCUAUGAAAGUAAAGGAUCACGCGUUCACCAUAUCGCGGGUUAACAUGUGGGACGGCAAGGACAAUUACGCGUUGGAUUUCGAUUGUAUGGAGAAGGCCAACGAAAGCAAGGUGAACGGAUCGACGGAGAUCAAAGCGGAACCGGACGUUGUGAAGAAAGUCGCAGCGGGUCUGAGAACCCCUAACGGACAAAAGAACAAAGGGGACAUGCCACUGCCCCCUCAUGGCGAUGGAUCGCUUUCCAGUGGAAGUUCCUUAGUGACGAUCUCUUCCGUCACAAAUUCAGAUACCGAUCCGGACUUCCGUAAUAACCCGGCUGGUUUCGGCAACAACAUCCAGCACGAGAAAUGGUACCAAACCACCCUUCAGGUCGCCGUACCGUUCUUCAUCGCCGGGAUCGGGACGAUCGGGGCCGGUCUGGUUCUCGCAGAGGUCAAGGACUGGAAAGUGUUCAAAACCGUUAGCCAAUUAUUCAUUCUGGUGCCCUCUUUGCUAGGCCUCAAAGGCAAUCUCGACAUGUGCCUGGCCUCCCGUCUUUGCACGCAGGCGAACUUGGGGAAUAUGCACGGUGUCCGUGAGAUCAUGAAAAUGAUUAUCGGUAACAUCGCCCUGGUACAGAUACAGGCGAUCGUCGCCGCUGUAUUGGUGUCGAUUUUCGCAGUUGUAGUCGACGCGAUCGCGGAGGGUAACACGUACGAUUUCAAGUGGGAACACUGUCUCUUAUUGGCCGCGUCUAGCGUGUCCACUGCCACCAGCUCCUGCUUCAUUCUAGAUUUUGUAAUGAUCGCCGUCAUUAUGGUAUCGUAUCGAUGCAAAAUGAACCCGGACAAUUUGGCGACGCCCUUAGCCGCGUCUGUCGGUGAUGUUGUGUCGUUGAGCGUGCUAUCGGCCAUCGCGUCGACGUUAUUCGAGAGAAUGCAAACGCAGAUGUGGGUCCUGUUCGUCAUACUCGGCUGUUACUUUUUGAUAUUGCCGUUCUGGAUCUACGUUGUCCUAAAAAAUAAAUACACUAGGAACGUUUUAACAUCCGGUUGGGUUCCCGUUCUAUCCGCUCUGUUUAUUAGUGGAUUCGGUGGUUUAAUCCUCGAUCGUGUCGUCGACGACUUUCAUGGAUUUGUGAUCUUCCAACCGAUCAUAAACGGAAUCGGCGGUAAUUUAGUCUCCGUACAAGCAUCUCGAAUCUCGACCACGUUACAUCAGACAACGAUUAUGGGAAUUUUACCGCCGUCUUCGAAAAUGUGGGUUAGCCCGUGGACGGCGCUCUUUAGAGGCUCGCCGUACGCGAAAACGGCCAGAAUACUCAUUUGCAUGGCGGUGUUCGGCGAGCUGAUCUUCAUUUUUCUCGCGGAUUACAUGAAGCACGGAUUAUCCACGUUGCACAUAUACUUCGUGGUCUCGUAUCUCAUGGUGGCCGUUUUUCAAGUCAUGCUGCUGCUCUAUGUGGCGCAUAUCAUUAUCCACGCUAUGUGGCGGCACAAAAUCGAUCCGGACAACUCGGCCAUUCCGUACUUGACUGCGUUGGGCGAUCUCACGGGAACGCUGUUCCUUGCGGUGGCGUUCUGGUUCCUCAUAAACAUACACCAAGAGUACGGGAAAUAAUUUCCAUGAAACCCUUUAAAACCGUCGAUGCCGUGAAGAUAGAGCGCAAUAAUAAAUUGCGUAUAUACCAGCGUGCCUUU
Messenger RNA from Dufourea novaeangliae, 1916 nucleotides. RefSeq names its product solute carrier family 41 member 1-like. Gene Ontology annotation, cellular component: plasma membrane. The transcript has 9 exons. Gene Ontology annotation, molecular function: monoatomic cation transmembrane transporter activity. The record is from RefSeq and is a predicted model, not a curated record. Bases 130 to 1836 code for a protein of 568 amino acids. Lineage: Eukaryota; Metazoa; Arthropoda; Insecta; Hymenoptera; Halictidae. Gene Ontology annotation, biological process: monoatomic cation transport.